AUGCCUUCUCCUGCGGCAGGCAGAACCUCAAAUGUCCCAGAGACACCCACAAAGACCGGCAAGAACCCUGCUUCAUCCUCUACUUCCAAGCUUACUGGUGAAGGCACUCCCGGUCGGAAACCGCCCAAGCUAGGCACGUCCAAGGCAACACCAAAGAAACUAGAUUCGCCGAAACCGAAGCCCGUUGAGGAGACCACCAAGCCAGUGGAAGAAAAGGGUGAGGAGGUCCAGGAGGAAGCCCCAGAAGGAAUCAGCAUGAAAGACACCGAAGAGCCUGGUGGCAAGAUCAGCCAACCCGGCGACGACACUGGCGCCGAAACCAGCGAACUUUCCGAAGCUAACCCCGAGCCUAUCCCUGAAGAUGAUGACGAGGAGGAGGAAGAGGAAGAAGGAGAAACAGUCCGCGGAGGCAGAGAUGCUGCCAAAGACGAGGGCACUGAGGGAGAUGAGGAAGAAGAGGAGGCUGGAGAAGAGGGCGAUGCCGCCGAAGAGGCAGAGGACGAGGCCGAAGGCAAAGGAAAGGGUGCUCUUGGCGGCCUUGGAAAGGCCACCAGCGGUGUAACCGGUGCCGGCAAGAAAGUCGCGGGUCGCGUUGGUGGUGCCAAAGACACUGCUACUGGCGCCGCCGGCAAGGCCUCCCAAGGCGAUGUGCAAGGCGCCGCGGAAGAUACGGCUGGUGAUGUCAAGGAUACAGCCGAAGAUACUGCCGGUGACGUCAAAGACACGGCUGAAGACACAGCGGAGGGAGCAAAGGAGACCACCGAGGGAGCAGCCGACGACGUUCCCAAGGACACUGGAGACGUGCCUGAUGUCGAGGAGACAGCAAAUGGCGUUAAAGGUCACGCUGAGAAGGUCGCUGAUGAGGUCGAGGAGACCGCGGAGGAAGGAGUCGACGGAGCGGCCGAGGGGCUGCCUGUCGAUCUGUCCAUCUUGAAGGGUCUCAAGGUCAGCGAGAACGGCGACAUCAAAGACAAGGCUGGCAAUGUGGUCGGCAAGCUUAACGAGGGCGAUCCCGCCGAUCUCGAGGGUUAUGAGAUUGGCGAUGAUGGUGAAAUCCUCGACGAAGACGGCGACGUCGUCGGUCGUGCAAGCGUCAUUCCAGAGAAAGCUCAAGAACUCGCUGGCGAGGCCGAUGCGGAAGGCGCGGUCAACGGGGUCAAAGAUACUGCAGAGGGCGCCCAGGAUCAGGCAGAGGAUGCCGUUGACGGUGUCAAAGACACGGCAGAAGAUGCUGUGGAGACGUAUCUUCCGGACCUAAACGUCCUCGACGGCUUGGAAGUCCAAGAAAAUGGAGACAUUCUGGACAAAGAAGGCAACGUCCUGGGCAAAAUCACCGAAGGUGACCCUGCAGACCUCGUCGGCAUGACAGUCAACGCCGAAGGCGAAAUCCUGGACGAGGAUGGCGACGCGGUGGGUCGUGCAGAGACUCUUCCUCAACCAGUCAAGCAAGCCGUUGAAGAGGCUGCCGGCGAACUCCCUGGCCUCGAUGCACUUGAGGGUCUGGAGGUACAAGAAGAUGGCGCGAUCAAGGAUCAAUCUGGCAAGACCUUGGGCAAGAUUACCGAAGGUGAUCCGGCUGACCUAGUCGGGCGAACUCUCAACGCUGAAGGUGAAGUCUUGGAUGAAGACGGCGAUGUCAUUGGCCGUGCAGAAGUUGUGCCUGAAGCCGCCGGGGCCCUCGAGGGCGUCGGGGAGGAAGCCAAACCAGAAUUUGUCCAGGAAGCAUUCGAAAAGGUGGAAGGCCUUCAGGAUCAAUUGAAGCCUAAUCUCACCAUUGUCGAGGGCCGCAAACUCAACAAGAAGGGUACUAUCCUCGACGACGAGGGAGAGGUCCUGGCCAAACUCGUGGAGGGUGAUGCAAAAGCUUGCGCUGGUAAAACCCCCAACGAGAACGGCGAGAUCCUCGAUAAAGACGGCAAUGUGAUUGGCCGUGUUGAGGUCGUCGAAGGAGAGGCUGCCGAAGAAGCCAUGAAAGAGCUUCAUCCCGAAUUGGUUGAGCAGCUCGAAGAAGCGCAGCAGGCUGCCGAAGAGGCCGAGAAGCAGGCAGAGGAAGCUGGCGACCAGGCCGAUGUUGCCGGCAAAGCUGCAGAUGCUGCCGAAGGUGCUGCUGAUACCGCCGAAGGAGCGGCUGACGAGGCUAAAGACGCAGCCGACAAGGUUGUCAAGCCCGACUUUGCUCAACUCGAGGGCCUCAAGGUCAACAAGAAAGGUGAAGUUGUCAACGAAGAUGGUGAUGCCAUUGCCAAAUUGGCGGAAGGUUUCGACCUUGAAGCUGUUCGUGGCAAGAAGAUCAACGAGAAUGGAGAAAUCCUGGACAAGGAUGGUAAUGUGAUUGGCAGAGUUGAAUUCAUCCCUGAAGCUGUUGACGAGGGUAUCGUCGAAACGAUCGAAGAAGCUGCUCCUGAAGUUCCUGAUACUUCGAUCCUCGAAGGCCUCAAGGUCAACAAGAAGGGUCUAGUUCUCAAUGAGGACGGUGACGAGAUCGCGAAGCUUGUGGAAGGCGAUCUUGCUGCCGUUGCUGGCAAGAAGCUCAACGACAAAGGCGAGGUUCUGGACAAAGACGGCAAUGUCAUCGGCAAAGUUGAGAUGAUUCCCCAAGAAGUUGAGGAGGAAGUUGAAGAAGCUGGCGAGGAGCUUGAUGACGGCCGGCCUUCGCUGUCCAUCCUCGAAGGCCUCAAGGUCAACAAGUCUGGCAAGAUCGUCGACAACGACGGCAAUAUUGUCGGCGAGUUGGUUGAAGGUGACGCCAAGAAACUCUGGAAGUCUGGUGUAACCUGCGACGACCAGGGACAAUUCUGGGACAGCAAGGGCCAUGUCAUUGGCCGUGCACAGACUCUGCCUCAGGAAGAUAAGGAAGAGGAGGCCGAGUUCGCGGGUCUUGAAGGCCUCACUGUUGUGGCUGAUGGAUGGGUUGAAGAUGAGAAUGGCAACAGAGUAGGCCGCAUCGUCGAAGGAGAUCCGAAGAAACUUGUCGGUCGUGCGGUUGACGAAGAUGGCGACAUUAUCGAUAAAAAAGGAAACGUCGUCGGACACGCCGAGAGAUACGAGGAACCGGAGCCGGAGCCAGAAGCAGAACCCGAGAAGAUUGAUCUUUCUGAGCUGAAGGGUUUGACAUGCAACAAGCAGGGCAACGUCAUCGGACCUGAUGGUGUCCCUGUUGCUCGCCUGGUCGAAGGCAACCCCAAGGAGCUUGCAGGCCGCAAGAUCGAUGAGAAUGGCCAGAUCUGGAAUGAUCAAGGUCAAGUUGUCGGUCGCUGCGAACUCAUUCCUUUCAACGAGCGUGAGGCCAAGCCUGAAGGACCUUUUGCUGGUCUUGAAGGUCUCGUCGUUGUCAAAGACGGAUUCGUCGAGGAUCACGAAGGCAACGUUGUCGGCCAGGUCGUCGAGGGCGACUGGAAGAAACUCCUCGGUCGUGGAGUUGACGAGGAUGGUGAUAUCAUUGACAAGUACGGAAAUGUCAAGGGCCACGUCGAGCCAUAUGAAGUGCCCGAAGAGGAAGUUGUCGAGGAAGAUCUCUCCAGUCUCGCUGGCAAGACCGUCAACAAGCAAGGCAAGGUCGUUGACGAACAUGGUACCAUCUUCGGUGAAGUGUCUGAAGGUGACGUCAAACGUCUUGUUGGUUGCAAGGUAGACGGCAAAGGACAAAUCUGGUCCAACGAUGGCAAAGUUAUCGGUCAUGCGAGACUCAUUGAGGGCGGCGAUGAUGGUCGUGCUGAAGGACCCUUCUCCAACUUCGAAUCCGCAACCGUUGAUAAGGACGGCUUGGUCAAGGACGCCGCCGGAGAGAUCGUCGGUCGCGUCACGGAAGGUGAGAUUAAGAAACUGGUCGGUCGCAAGGUGGAUGAUGAUGGAGAUAUCAUUGACAAGAAUGGCAACGUCAUUGGCCAUGCGGAACGAUGGGAGCCAGAGAAGAAGGAGCGAGAAGUCUCGCCCAUGGCUGGCCUACGCGUGAACAAGGAGGGUGAAGUCCGUGAUAAGAACGGAGAUGUCAUCGGAAGACUGACCGAAGGCAACUUGCUUGCUUGCAUCGGCAAGGAAAUCAACGACAAUGGCUAUGUGGUGGAUCAAGACGGCAACAAGAUCGGAGAAUGCACGUUGCUUGAGAACAUCCCCGACGAAGAAGUUGAUGAGGAACCGACGCCCGAGCAACUCAAGGAGGAAGAGGAGCGUGAGGUCGCAAAGAAGAUCUCCAAUAUCAUCAACCAGACCUUGGAAAAGAUGGAGCCUAUCUGCAAACAGAUCACAGAUCUUGUCGAAAAAGCAGACCGCACACCCAAGGACGAGCUCGACGAAGAAAAACUCGUGCAAGAUGUCAAGCCUCUUAUUGAAGAAGGCUCUCGCAUCCUAGGCGAAUGCAACGGUGCGAUCCGCGGCCUUGACCCUGACGGCCAUAUCGCCGCCAACGCCAAAGCCAAGGCUGCCAGCGGCGAAGCUUCUCCAGAAGAAUACCGCGUGGCCGAAGGAUUGAAAGAGCUCACCACUCAGGUUGUCAAGACUAUCGACAACGCCAAGAAGAGAAUCGCGGACAUGCCUCAUGCGAAGAAGAAGCUGAACCCACUGUGGGCGCUGUUGACCGAGCCUCUGUUCCAGAUUAUUGCUGCUGUCGGCCUGCUGCUGAGCGGUGUGCUUGGCCUGGUGGGCAAGUUGCUCAACGGCUUGGGUCUGGGUGGUUUGGUGAGCGGUCUUUUGGGCGGCUUGGGUGUCGACAAGCUGCUGGGUGGUCUUGGUCUGGGCAGUCUGGCGGAAGCCAUGGGUCUUGGUGGUGGAAAGAAGAAGAAAUAG
Molecule: messenger RNA, 4782 nt
Organism: Fonsecaea multimorphosa CBS 102226
Lineage: Eukaryota; Fungi; Ascomycota; Eurotiomycetes; Chaetothyriales; Herpotrichiellaceae
Exons: 2
Coding region: 1-4782 (1593 amino acids)
Source: RefSeq, a predicted model, not a curated record